This is a messenger RNA of Hemiscyllium ocellatum (epaulette shark), 2625 nucleotides long. RefSeq names its product ATP-binding cassette, sub-family F (GCN20), member 3 (gene abcf3). Gene Ontology annotation, molecular function: ATP hydrolysis activity; ATP binding. The record is from RefSeq and is a predicted model, not a curated record. The transcript has 22 exons. Lineage: Eukaryota; Metazoa; Chordata; Chondrichthyes; Orectolobiformes; Hemiscylliidae. The coding region runs from base 308 to 2242 and encodes 644 amino acids.
GCUGGCGGAGCGAAUAUGGCGACUUAUGUAGAAAUCAUCCGGCACGAGUUCCCCGACAUCGACUCCGAGCUUUUCCAAUACGUGACAGGUUUCCUUUGGAGUUUUUAAGGUCACUAGGGCUGUUUGUGACGAUGAGCAAGGUUGAAGUGUGGCACCGAUCUUCAGCUUCCCAACUGGGAAAGGUGUUCUGGAUAGCAGUGCUGCUGAUUUUGAGUCUGUUGAUGAAAUCUUCGAUGCAGUUGGCGAUGUUCUGCAAGAAGUGUCAGUUUCAAAAAAUAAAGAUGACGUACGAGAGAUUUGUCAAAAAAUGUUUAACACCCUUAAACUCAAUUCAUCCAACUCCUCAAAGUCAAAUGUGCUGUUGAAAGCUCCUAUACAGCUCUCGCAAAUGACUGGGCACACUGACCACAAGACCGAAGACGUCAAAGGAAUCUGGAUGAUGAGAAGGGAUUUAGGCACGACAGUAGAUGCUAAGAAACUUGAGAAAGCUGAAGCACGGCUAAAAGCAAAGCAAGAAAAGAGGACGGAGAAGAAUUCUCAGAAGACUGCAAAUCCUUUGAUUCUUGAGGAAGCCUCAGCCAGCCAAGCUUCUAACAAGAAGGAAAGCCGUUUGGAAGCAUCAGGAAAGAAUAAGUCAUAUGAUAUCAAGAUUGAGAAUUUUGAUGUCUCCUAUGGAGACAGGAGCUUGCUUACUGGCGCCGAUUUGCACCUUGCUUAUGGCAGACGUUAUGGCUUGGUUGGUCGGAAUGGCUUAGGGAAAACAACGCUACUGAAGAUGAUGUCAGCACGGAGCCUGCGCAUCCCAUCACACAUCAGCAUCUUGCAUGUCGAGCAGGAGGUAGUGGGUGAUGACACACAGGCGCUCCAGAGUGUGCUGGAGUGUGACACAGUCCGUGAAAGCCUGCUACAGAAAGAGAAAGAAUUGAACACAAAGCUGAAUAGUGGUGUGGGAGAUGGUACAGAGAGCAGCAAGCUAACUGAAAUUUAUGCAAAAUUGGAGGAGAUUGAGGCAGACAAGGCUCCAGCCAGGGCGUCAGUUAUUCUGGCUGGUUUGGGGUUCAGUUCCAAGAUGCAGCAACAGAUGACCAGGGAGUUCUCUGGAGGCUGGAGGAUGAGGUUGGCUUUGGCCAGGGCACUGUUUGCCAAGCCGGAUCUUUUGUUACUAGAUGAACCUACGAACAUGUUGGAUGUGCGAGCCAUCCUCUGGUUGGAAAACUAUCUACAGACCUGGCAGUCCACUAUUUUGGUGGUGUCGCACGAUCGCAACUUCCUAAAUGCUGUGGCGACCGACAUUGUUCACUUGCACUCUCAGUGCCUGGAUACCUAUAGGGGUGACUAUGAGAACUUUGUAAAGACCAAAGAGGAAAGAUUGAAAAACAAGCAGCGCGAGUAUGAAGCUCAGCAGCAGUACAGAGAGCACAUACAGGUGUUCAUAGACAGAUUCCGAUACAAUGCCAACAGAGCUUCUCAAGUACAGAGCAAGUUGAAACUGCUGGAGAAACUGCCAGAGCUGAAACCUCUUGAAAAGGAGCUAGAGGUGACUCUAAGGUUUCCAGACAACUUCGAGAAGUUGUCCCCUCCAAUAUUGCAGCUAACUGAAGUGGACUUCAGCUACUCCCCUGAGCAUCGCAUUUUCAUAAAUCUUUCCGUGUCAGCUGACCAGGACUCCCGGAUUUGCAUUGUUGGAGAGAACGGUGCUGGUAAAACAACGCUGUUAAAGAUACUGCUCGGGGACCUGACGCCGAAUCAGGGUAUCAGACACGCUCAUAGAAAUUUAAAAAUUGGCUAUUUCAGUCAGCAUCAUGUGGACCAGUUGGAAAUGAAUGUCAGCUCAGUCGAACUCUUGGCAUCAAGGUUUCCAGGGAGGCCAGAGGAGGAAUACCGGCAUCAGCUUGGUGGGUAUGGGAUAUCAGGGGACCUGGCUGUCCGGCCAGUUGCCAGUUUGUCUGGAGGACAGAAGAGUAGAGUGGCAUUUGCACAGAUGACAAUGGCCCAACCCAACUUUUAUAUCCUGGAUGAACCUACAAACCAUCUAGACAUGGAGACCAUUGAGGCAUUGGGAAAUGCACUACAGAAAUUUAAGGGUGGCGUGAUCCUGGUAUCUCAUGAUGAACGGCUGAUUCGUAUGGUAUGCAAGGAGCUGUGGGUGUGCAGCUGUGGUACUGUGAAGAGAGUGGAUGGUGGCUUUGACGAGUAUAAAGACAUUCUCCAGGAACAAUUUCGCAAAGAAGGAUUUCUAUGAGAUCGCAAUAUUCAGCCCAACUGUUUUCUAAGCUAGGCUGUGGGGACAGUUUGUCAGUGACUUGCUGCAUUCAUCAAGCGAGGCUGUGCAUAUAGCCCACUUUUGGCAUCUCCCUCCCACUUCCUCAUUUUAAGGAAUUGAUCGCUCUUGGUUCCCUAAAUUAGCAACCAGAGAUUUGUUUACACUAUUCCAGCUUUGGAACUUUUAUUACUAUUUGUUUAUCUAUAAAUUAGUACAUCGAUUAAUUAAACAAAUCCCUUCUACACCCUUCCCUGUUGAAUACGUGUAGCCCAUGCUGUCAGUUGGAAACCUGCAAUGAUGGCAGUACAAUGCAAUAACCUAUUGCUAAUGUAACAAUUAAUAAAUAUUUUUCCCUCCUCUCA